Messenger RNA from Seminavis robusta, 6026 nucleotides. The record is from the annotation of a GenBank genome assembly. NCBI's taxonomy places the organism in Eukaryota, Bacillariophyta, Bacillariophyceae, Naviculales, Naviculaceae.
ACGAAUAACUCUGCGUCCAGAAGCAUCUCUGUCGUGCCUCAAAGUGUUUCUCUCUUUCCCACAAUCACAACGCCUCGAAUUGGAAGAUGUUUCUUUAGAAGAGCUUACAAGAGACUGUAGCUCCGAGACCCCACCGAUACUAUAGAUAGCAACAACAAGACAACGACGACACGAUGUUCAAACUAAAGAAAGGCAAAAAGGACAAGGGCGAAGAAGGCGAUGACAUUAACGAACGCUUGGGUGGCAACAAAAAGGAUCGCAACAAGGCAUCCCGUCAAGCCGUGGAUCCAGCCGCUCGACCAUCGUACAAAGUCUAUGACAAGUCCAAACAGGCAGAAGUUGAUAUGGACGGAGAUUUCAUGAUUGACGAAAAUGGCGAAAUGAUCAUUGUGGGUGGAGGUGGAGGAGGAGGAGAAGAAGACGAAGAACAUUUGGCCGCCAUUCAAGAACAAGGUGAUGAUGCCGAAGAAGAACAUCAACCCGAUGGUGAUGGAGCCAAAGGAGGUGGUCAAGAAGGAGGAGGAGAAGGAGCAAAAGACGACGAGGACGAAGAAGAAGAUCGAGUCGAAUACGAUCGAUUCAAUCGAUUCCGUCACGACGACAGUCCAGCUGCCAACGAAGCCAAGGCCAAUCUGAUUUUGCAGAGUGCGGGAACCCAACGAUUGAAUCGCAUUCUACGCAAUACGGCCAUUCCCGAUGGUGCCACAGCGGCGGGACGCAAUUUCUUGGGCACCACCGAAACCAAAGUCCAUCGAGUGGAACGAGUCAGCAAUCCACACAAUCUGAACAGUGUCGCCAAAUUUGUAGAACGCAUUGUGUGUCCUCCACUCAAGGUCGAUGCGCACAGUAUUGGGGGAGAGCACGAUUCCUAUCCCGAACACAAAAUGAUUCAAGAAACACUCCUCUGUUUCAAAUUGCACGCAUUUGAGACGAGUGGAUCCACCGAAACGGUUCACAUGGGAUCCCUGGAACGACCCGCCGAAUAUGCCAAACACAAGCGUGGAUUGGGAUUCUUUGGAGUGGGAGGUGCCGGAAAGGGAACCAAUCGCAACAAAUUACGCUAUGCACUCAUUGUCCGAUCUACCAAUGCGCCACUCAUGGAAGAACGCAAACGAGAACAGACACAAAAACAGAAUGAAGCGCUGAGAAAAGAAACCAUGGAGGCAGAUGCCAAUCGAGAUCGUGAGGCCGAAAAGGAUGAUAUUGGAUACGAUACCAUGUACUCGGCCGAUGCGGCACUGGGACCGGGUCCGGAAAAUCGUCAUGGCAGUAUGAGUCACAUGAAUUCCAGCAUGCCAGAAAUGGGAGCUGGAGGUGGAGCUGCAACCAACAAUAACAACAACAACAACGAAAUGGAUGGGAGUUUGGGAGAUAAUACCGAUUAUUCCGAUGGGGGCGGCGACGAUGGUGACGACGAAAUCAACCCAAAUCUAUUGCGGAAUCCCAUGAUUCAUGGUGGGAGUACCAAAGGCGGUGUGGGUGCCAAGGGUGUGGGAUUUGCACCCGACACCAAUCUAAGUGGAAUGGAUGAAUUUGAUUUUGAAAUAUCCUCCUUUCCCGUGCUGGUUUGCAUGACGUUGUACAGUGACGGAACCAACCCCGAUGUGCGCAAACUGGUGCCACUCAGUCAACUGGUCAGCAUUCAGGAUCUACAGACCACUGUCUUGCAGUUGGGAUUUCUCAAUGGUGAUUCGGUUCGUUUGGAUUUUGGAGAACAAAAGGAGAAAAAGGGAACGCACGGGACCACCGUCGCCAAGGAACAACCCUUGGACGAGGCACAAGCCAUUGCUGGAUCCAUGCAGAAAGAACGGUUCAUUUGGUCACUGCUGCAAAUUCAUGCCAUGCUCUGUGUCACUGUGGUGGACGCGUACACAUUGAGAAUGGAGACACAGAAUGCGCAAGCAGCAACGAGCAAAAAGAAUGCGGCAGCGCUUGCCACCCUGCCACCUCUGAACGUCCGAAAUGUCGACAAGGCGGAACUGCAAUAUGUGGCUACUGUCAAUGGCUUUUUGAAUCAAUCACCAACGGUUCGUGCCUUGUUGGCUCGACAAAAACUGUUAGCGGAAGACAUGCGUCGAGAUGCCAGCGACGUUGGUGCCGGUGUGGGCUCAUCACUGUUGACGUCCAAAUCGACGCCGCUGAUUGACGAUGGAAUCACCAGCAGUAAGAGCAAAAUAUCCGACGAUGCCAGUGAAUCCAAACGAAAGGAGGCUAUUGAAGACAUGGAUAACUUGGCCUAUGACUUGAUGAUGGGUAACUUCACCACACGAGUGGCCAUUUUUCAUUCCGAUGAAGAAAGGAAGGAUGCCGAAGCAGUGCUGAACUCUACCCAGUGGACCUCUGGCCUCAAUAAAGAUGACACUGCAGCAGCUUCUGCGGCUGAGCGACUGGGGACAGCCUUGCAGCGGAGGAUGCGUGAUUUGGAAGCAGAGACAUGCCGUCGUUUGAUUGCCUGGGAAGAUGAGAAACACUCGUCUGCAUCUAGCAAUGCACACGCAUCCAAGGCAGCAAAUCGUGAUUCCGUGGAUGCGCUGUAUUUGGAGUCACUGUUCAACGCACUGGACGGCCUGGACAAGGAGCUGCAGGACAUGGAGAGUUGGUUAGGUGAGCGAGCUGCAGCCAUCAAGCCCAUGACAGAUGAUUGCCGUGAUAUUGAGGAAGAAAACCGACAGCUGGAACAACAGUGGAAAUCAUAUGAUAUGCUGGGAGGAGAGAUGAGGCGCCUUUUGAAGGGGUUGGAAAUUCAAGAUGAACUGGAUCGAGUGUUGAAGAAUCCAGCAUCGGCAUUGGUGUAUGACAAGGAAGGUAGAAUUGAUUUCAAUGAGAGUCAAGAUGGUGUGGACAACGUCCAUGAAGCUGGUCGGUCAUUGCAAGAUGCCAUGUUGCAUGUGCAGAAGUCAGGUGGUCUCCAUUUGAAAGCUGUCAUUGAACGUUCUGAUGCUCUCGAAAAGACGGCAGCCUCUUUCUGCACAGUCCUUGCACAGAUUAUUGUGACUAUCAUGGAACAGUUCAAAAUAGAUGUGGUUGCGACCAGCGACUAUGGCAAGGUGUCGAAAAGUGAUACUCAUACCAUGAUUGCCAAGAAGGUCCGCGACACUCAACGCAAGUUUCAGUCAUCACUGCUGGGCUACAUCAAGUUGAUUGAGAUCUUGGCAGAGUUGAGCCCUGAGCUCUUGCCAGCUGUUCGAGACGCUUAUUCUGAGAUGGUUGCAGAGGGAAUCAUGAUGAAGAAGCGAAUGAAAGGAUAUUUCCAGGCACUACCAGGCAAGAAUUCUUCUUACAUGAAGAACGUCUCUCGAGAUUUGAAAGAGUACACCCCAAGAUUCAAGAGUGAUGCAGAGGAGAAGGAGGGCGAGGGGAAGGUGGAACCCGCUGUUCAAGAGGGAACGGUCCAUGCCGAUGACAUCCGGUUUGCGUUGAGCGAGCUGCUGCCUCUGAUAGCCCGAGAAGCCUACUUCACAGCUGCUCUGUUUGGUCUGAGCAACAAGGCACAGGAUGGACGUGAUAAAAAGAGGAACUUCGAGGCUGCCAAGAAGAGUGUAGAUCAUUCUAGCCAGUACUUUGACUAUUACAUCCAGCGCACCUGUGGCAUCAUUCAAGACUUUGACGCUGAAGCUGCAGCGAUGAAUCCCAAUGCCUUCAGGGGAGAUCCGAUGCUUUGCCUUGUGGCCUCAAUCCACCUGAAUGAAACAAUGGAAAACUACAUUGAUCGAGAGAAGAAGGGAGGUGAUCACUCUUUGUCGCUGGCAUACGCUCGAGCCACAAUCUUGGAGUUGCGCAAGAAAGUGGACAAACAGUGGGUGUUAUGGGUUGAUCAUCAGAUCAAUUGGAUUCGAACACAUGCUGGCGUCCCAGCCAAUGGAAAGCGGGCUGGAGUCAUUCCCAGUUUUGCCAGAUUUCCCGUAUAUCUUGAUCAUGUUCUGCUGUGCUGCCGUGAGGGGAGAAAAGGGGAUUACACUCCCAACUUUGCAAACAACAAAGUCGUCAGCUACCACCUGCAAAAGGUUGCCUUUGCCUUGCUUGAGAGCUUGCGAGAAUGUGCGGAAAGAGAAAGCACAGAGAAAACAUAUGCUGCGAAUGUGUUGCAGAUGGAGAACACACACUAUUUCACACAGUGCAUUAAAGAUCGUGGUGAAGAGAUAUCUGCUCUUUUCCGCAGACCCAUGCAGAGAGCCAACACCACUUGUAAACAAAGCACAGAAGCCUACCUUGGGUGGAUGAUUAAGAGAGAGUUGGCUGUGCUACACGAUCUGUUCUCAAGGAUUGCCAAGAAAAGGAGAGAAACUGGAGACAAGGAGGUUUUGCAGGAAGUACCCUCAACCGUGUUUAUCAGGACUCUCCAGAAAGAGGCGAGCCGUGAAGUGAUGAAGGACAAGAUUGGGGCGAUGUAUGCUCGAAUGAGCAAACACAUGUCCGAGGAAGGAGGAAUGCUCCCUGUGGCUUGGAAGGCACUGGUAAAGGUCCUCUAUGAAUGGUUUGGGCGUUGGGAGAAGCUCAGCUCUCAAUGCUAUCAGCAUACGCUGGACCCAAGUGCAGUUGAUAUCGUACGAAUUGCGAAGGCUGCAGGAAGUGCAACGGUCAGCACUAUUGAGAAGAGCCCCAGUGGCGACAACCCCACAAAGAAGUCAAUACUGGCCCGCUAGCUACUACUCAAUGAUCAAUAGGUUCUGGCUAGUACCUGUAGUAUCUCGUUGUCGUAGCUUGGCGCGAUCACGCCCUCGAAACGUCCAGCGAUGGCUGUCACUCUAGCUAGCUAGACAUAAGGAUUACUAACUAGGUAGCCGCGCUACUUACUCACCGAUGCAUGGUCCGGAUGGAUGCACUGGAACUUUUCGCGUGGAGCCGAUUGUGGUGUAGAAUGAUGGCAGUUGUGUGUUGUGCAACGACCACAAUGCCCUUCCUAGCAAAGUGCCCGUCCCCAAAAGUCCACUCUAACCCAUAGUAACGUUGUCGUUUCAUGUACUUUUACGGUACCGGUAUCGGAGCGUUGAAACUUGGUCAGGACGAUGUCAAGAAACCCUUCACGUGAAUGGAAUGAUGGAAUAAUUCAAUCAAGAUACACACAAAUCCGCCAGAGUGGUAGAUGCCGUUUUCCAAGCAAAAAGAUCACCAGGAAGAUUUAGAAAGAAAAAUAAAGAGUGGACAGUAAAGCAGCAGUUAGUUCUACUUCACACGGACCGACCUCCUCCUACCUGGAUACCGGUACUCUGCUGCCUCUUGCGAGCGAUUGCUUAGGAUACUUACUUCAUCGAUCGGUGGAAGCAUCUCGGGGCGCGGGACACGGAAUUCACAGCAGCAAAAAGUCGGGCAAAGCUCCUAAUUGUCACUUGCUUUAGCCUGAAGGUCCACACCCCAGAAUUCGUGCUAUCUUCGAUUCUUCUUUUUCUUUCCUCCUCCCUUCUUUCCUCCGCCUUUGCCGCCGCUCAUGUUGUCGAAUACCUUUUCGAGUUUUCCUCGAUCUGCCCCGUUCCAAGUCUGCGUCAUGUUUCCACUUUGGGUAUCAUAGACUUUAAACACGGGGUAGCUCUUGAUCCCUUGAGCUUGUGCCAACUUUUUGGUUUCCUUAUUCUUGUCGCAGACGACUUGUGCACAUUGGACAUCCGCUGAAUGAAGUGAUGCGAGUUCCUCCCAGAGAGGAGCAAUUCCCUUGCAAGCUCCACACCAGGUAGUCACGAACUCCACAACCAUGACAUCCUUGAACGAUGAAGAUGCCUCUCCCAGCAAGCCGUCCAGAUCUUGUUGCGUGUAAACCUUUUUGAUGACGGUUGGCUGAGACUUUCGCGGUGCGUCAUGCUUUUCUUGGUUAUCAACAUUAUUGGCCACAGCCUGGUCCCCUUUUCCUCCCGUCUCUGCCUCUGGAUUAUGGCCAUUGUUAUUCUUCAAGUCCUCUGUUUCUGCUGCGGCUGCUUUCGUGGCUGAAGGGGCUAUACAGAUGCCGUCGGUACAUUCCAUUGGAAGAUCCGUCAUGGUCGGGCUUUGGAAUUCUGAUAUCUUUUCUCAGCUGCGAUGAGUCAUGUUCGUGAAUG